AUGACAGAAUCCGCAGCAAAGAGAAUCAAGACGUCGGGCGCGCCCCUCAUCGGCACCCACAGCGGCCACUUCCACGCCGAUGAGGCCCUCGCCGUCCACAUGCUGCGCAUGCUCCCAACCUACAAGGACGCCUCUCUGGUCCGCACCCGCGACCCCAAGAUCCUCGAGACCUGCCACACCGUCGUCGACGUAGGCGGCGAGUACGACGCUGCCCGCAACCGCUUCGAUCACCACCAGCGCGGCUUCACCACCACCUUCCCCGGCAAGGCCACCAAGCUCUCCAGCGCCGGCCUCGUCUUCCUGCACUUUGGCCGCUCCAUCAUCGCCCAGAAGCUCGGCGUCCCCGCCCACCAGGAAGCCUCCCACGCCGAGGUCGGCCUCCUCCACAACAAGCUCUACGAUAGCUUCGUCGAGGCCCUCGACGCCCACGACAACGGCAUCUCCGUCUACGACCCGGCCGCCAUCUCCGCCGCGGGCAUCGACAAGCGCUACUCCGAGGGGGGGUUCACCCUCGGCGCCAUGGUCGGCCGCUUCAACCCCAACUGGAACGACCCUGCCCCCUCGGACCCCGCCGAGGCCCAGGCCGCCGAGGACGAGCGCUUCCUCGCCGCCAGCGCCCGCAUCGGCGAGGAGUUUGAGCGCGACCUCGACUACUACUCCCGCGCCUGGCUGCCCGCCCGCGCCGUCGUCCAGAAGGCCUUUGACUCGCGUACCGAGCACGACCCGGAGGGCCGCAUCCUCGUCUUCCAGGGCACGUCGUGCCCCUGGAAGGACCACCUGUACACCCUCGAGGGGGGGAAGCCCUCGGUGCUCUACGUUCUGUACCCGGAGGGCGCGGCCGCGGACUCCAAGUGGAGGAUCCAGUGCGUGCCCGAGAGCAAGGACUCGUUCGUCAGCCGCAAGCCCCUGCCCGAGGCGUGGCGCGGGUUCCGCGACCAGGACCUCGACGGGAUCACGUCCGUCCCCGGCGGUGUGUUCGUCCACGCUGCCGGCUUCAUUGGCGGGAACAAGACGUUUGAGGGUGCCAAGGCCAUGGCUGAGAAGGCGCUGCUGGCAUAA
Molecule: messenger RNA, 1059 nt
Organism: Clonostachys rhizophaga
Lineage: Eukaryota; Fungi; Ascomycota; Sordariomycetes; Hypocreales; Bionectriaceae
Source: the annotation of a GenBank genome assembly